UCUCCAACAGCACUGGACACAUACUUGUGGUGACUAAACCGUUGUCCACAAUUCUUUCAGCAUCAAAUUACUGUUAACGUGGAGGAAAAAAACGAGAGAUACAAUAAUCUGAAGAGGUCGGGUUAUCUGAAUUGCAUUUACGAGGGGAUAUACGUGCAAAAGAAAAUGAACUAGACGAGUUAAAUGCAGACAAAACAUCAGUAAGAGGCUGAUACUAUCGCAGACGGGAACCACCGUUUAUUUCAUUAGGUUGAUAUAUUUCAAAAGGAUUAACAAUUUGUGAGAGUGUUGGAGAAUUGUUGGAUGCAUGAAGGUGCUCGAGGGAUUUCUUUACUAACAGAAAAGUGGAAUACCAAGUGUUCUAAAUGGAUCAUGACCUAACCUAUAAAACUCUACUCAAUAGUAUUAUUCCAAACAAACUUUUCAACGAUAUGGCUUGUGAGGCUUGUUCGACCAAAUUUACGUUGUUUAAAAGGAAAAGACAAUGCAAAGACUGUCUGAGAUUCUACUGCACAGACUGUGUGAUACGACGUGGCGACAGAGUGUUGAGCUGUGAUAACUGCAGUAUGCUCUCUCGGAGACCAUUAAUCAGAUCUCAGGUGCUAAAGAUGAAGUCAAAAGAUCUUAAACAGUAUCUCAUUGCAAAAAAAGUAUCACUAAGGGGAUGUGUAGAAAAGGAAGAUUUAAUCAACAUUUUAAUGAUAUAUGCGAAUGGAGCUGACAGCCAAAUGAGCAACGAAACGACUGAAACUAUUCCAAAUAAUCAACAAAGUAGACAAAGACCAAAUACCCUUCCGGAUUCACCGCCAAGACGCUCAAGAAGUCCUCCAGUACCAGUUCGGGAAGUCAUUGAAAGUCCAGACGAAGAAGUACCACCCUCAUCACCUCCAAGAACUCAUCCAGACAUCGAUAUCAUAGAAAUUUCGUCUGAAGAUGAACAGAGCCCGACGCAGGGACCUGAGCCAGUCGUGACUGAGCAUGAUCACGAUCAGGAGACAGAAACGAACGAACCCACCAGUCAAAAUGGCUCCAGAGAAUCUCACAGUGAUGAGACUUCACCAGUUUGCACGGAAAUCCCCACAUGGACAGGAAUUGUUAAAAUUACGGAUGUCAAUGUACGUUCAGAUCUGGAGUAUUUGAAUGUAAAACAGUUGAAAGAUCUCCUCAGAACGAAUCGUGUGGAUUUCCGUGGAUGUGUGGAAAGAUCGGAGUUGUUGGACAGAGCGUCGAGACUCUGGGAUGCUCACAAGCAGUCACGUGAAGAUUGCACAGCAGCAGACACAAAUGCUGCCGAAGGUCCCUACGAAGAAAGUUUAUGCAAAAUCUGUUGGGAUUCUCCCAUCGAAUGUGUAAUCCUCGAGUGUGGACAUAUGGCUUGCUGCAUAGAGUGCGGGAAACAGAUGAGUGAAUGCCCAAUCUGUCGACAAUACGUUGUGAGAGUCGUUAGAUUUUUCAAGGCAUAGAACAAAAAUAGUUACAAAUAGAAAGGUGUUGCCAAAGGCAACACUAAUACCAUCAUUAGAAAUUGGAAAAAAACAAAGACAGAGAUUCGUAAGAGCGCUGAUUGUAUAUCAAAGAUAACGAACAGUGAGAUUCUCCUUUUACAUUGUUUGUCACGAUGAAAAACGUUUUUUGGUUAAUGGUAUUUUUUUAAUUUUCUCCUAGAGAAUCUUCUGUUCAUUUUUUUCUAAUUAUUUUCUUUCUCUGUGCUUUAUUGAUCAAUGUGAUUGAACUGGUCUUCAAGGACAUAUCGAAGUACUAAAAACUUGUCAACGAAAGAUGGAUAUAAUGUUAUAACAAAAUAAAAUUAUUUAUCGAUA
Diachasma alloeum is the source of this 1820-nucleotide messenger RNA. RefSeq names its product E3 ubiquitin-protein ligase rififylin. Bases 366 to 1463 code for a protein of 365 amino acids. Gene Ontology annotation, cellular component: plasma membrane; cytoplasm. The transcript has 6 exons. Gene Ontology annotation, molecular function: ubiquitin protein ligase activity. The record is from RefSeq and is a predicted model, not a curated record. Lineage: Eukaryota; Metazoa; Arthropoda; Insecta; Hymenoptera; Braconidae. Gene Ontology annotation, biological process: proteasome-mediated ubiquitin-dependent protein catabolic process; protein K48-linked ubiquitination; negative regulation of extrinsic apoptotic signaling pathway via death domain receptors.